AAAAAAAUACUAACCAGUUGAUUAGUAAUUGAACCCACAGCCUUUUCAAUGACUAUUUCCAUUUAUGAAUUUUUGCCCAAUCAUUCAGCGGCAGGUGCAUGAACUUAGAUUUGAUCAGUGUUUUAGCGAAGUCUACCGACAGAAACACGCAAAGAAGCAAGAGUAAAGAUGUCCUUCUUUGUGAAUCACACUUUUUCACUUGGAGAAUCGGGUAAUGGAAAACCGGAUCAGCAAUGUCCGGGAUUAGCAGUACAAAAUACCGUUUUAGGAACUUCUUGUUUUCUUGGGAUCAUCGCGAAUUCGAUCAUUCUAGCAUUCAUCUUCAAAAAUCGCCGUGGAGGUCUAACGCCCGAUAAAAUACUGAUCACCAAUUUUGCACUCGUGGAUCUGAUCGCAUGUUUGAUCAGUCUUCCACUGCACAUGACAGCUAUCAAUGGCGACUCAAGCCUGGCGGACAACGGAGUGUGUUUAGCCAGGUUCUUUACCAUGUUCGCGAGCUUUGCUGUUAACAUCAUGACACUGGCUGCCAUCAGUAUUGACCGCUAUGACGCCAUUUGUCGUGCGCCGUUCCGUGAGAUAACCCUCAGGAAGACUGUAUACCACCUCGUCUUCAUCUGGCUGUUUGCAAUUUGUACCGCCGCAGCCGGAGGUAGCGGGCAUGUGUUGACUGCUGCACGGAGCGAACAUGUAUGCCUCAGUCCGGGUAGGGAGAUCCCUUCGGAAGCACUAACCGGGAAAUCGGUCAUGCUCGCCAUUGUGACAUUGUGGAUAGUUCCUUCCCUCGCCAUCGUGUUUUACAGGUUUUACGCAAUCGUUAAGUAUGUACAAGAGCACUCGGCUCAUCUCCGGUCCGUGCUCGGCGCUGUAGGCGUGAAAAGAGAAGUUAAGCUAACAAGAAUUUGCGCGGCAAUGGUUGUAACGUAUCUCAGUUGUUGGGUGAUGUUUGCAAUCAUGGUACUGCUGAGAAACAUGUUUUCCUCCUUAACCGUGCAUUGCACUUAUCUCUGGUCGCACUCGUUAGCUUAUUCCAGUUUCACCGUAGUGCCAUUUGAAUACAUGGUCCUCGACAAAAGAUUGCUUGCCUACGUUUGGCAAAAAUUUUCUCGAAAGAGAAGA
Messenger RNA from Orbicella faveolata, 1116 nucleotides. RefSeq names its product galanin receptor 2b-like. The record is from RefSeq and is a predicted model, not a curated record. Gene Ontology annotation, molecular function: G protein-coupled receptor activity. Gene Ontology annotation, biological process: G protein-coupled receptor signaling pathway. Gene Ontology annotation, cellular component: membrane. NCBI's taxonomy places the organism in Eukaryota, Metazoa, Cnidaria, Anthozoa, Scleractinia, Merulinidae.